UAAACCGGAUGUUGUCCGAAUGUCAAAGAUGGCGUAUCACAUGUCCUGAUGGAGUUCAUCCUACCUGCCCUCAAAUAUGAUUUGACUGUAUUUUAAGAACUUAACGCAUUCGUAGAUGGUAAAAGUUUGCUUGACACAGCUGAGAUGGCUUUGAGUGAAAUUAGUCGAAGUGUUCGGCUGCUUUUAGGUCAAAUUCAACGGUGUCGUCCGACUGUGGUGUCAGGACAGUCCGCUCGGUGUCUGAGCCAGGCUGCGUCCGAGCCGAAGCCCAUCCCCGAGGAAAAUGAAGCCGUGAACCCGACAUUUGUGAACAGAAACCCACGGAACCUGGAGCAGAUGGCUCUGGCUGUGAAGGACCGAGGCUGGAAGACGACCUGGCCCCAUAGAGAGUUUUACCAUAGGUUGAUGUUUUCACGGUCGCAGCACCAUGUGACGGCUCAGGUGUUCUCCAGCAGCUCUCCUGUCCCAGUGAUUUCCUGUUCAACUAAAGAGUGGGCUGUGAAAAAGCAUUUGAGUUCCACAAAGUGUGUGGCAGCAUGUCAGGCUGUGGGCGAGGUGCUGGCUCAACGUUGCCAGCAGGCUGGUAUCACGAGGAUGGUGUACAGAGCGAUUCCCUGGACAUAUCGGUCUGAUGCUGCUCAGUCAUUCAGGAAGGCAAUGAAAGACAGUGGAAUCAUCCUCAGUGAACCACGGAGGAAAUACAUUGGCACCUGAAUUUAGGUGCAGAUCUGUUUUGUAAAAUGAGUCUGUACUGUAGCCCUUUCUUUACAAUUGUGAAUUAUGACUGUGUAACACAAGGAUGAACCAGCACUGUGUGACCACCUAAAGAGGAUCUAGUCCUGUCUGUUCUUGUGAAUAUAUUUCUGAACAUAAA
Messenger RNA from Sphaeramia orbicularis (orbiculate cardinalfish), 874 nucleotides. It is a transcript of the gene mrpl18, whose product is annotated as mitochondrial ribosomal protein L18. Gene Ontology annotation, cellular component: ribosome; mitochondrion. Gene Ontology annotation, biological process: translation. NCBI's taxonomy places the organism in Eukaryota, Metazoa, Chordata, Actinopteri, Kurtiformes, Apogonidae. The coding region runs from base 145 to 714 and encodes 189 amino acids. The record is from RefSeq and is a predicted model, not a curated record. The transcript is spliced from 4 exons. Gene Ontology annotation, molecular function: 5S rRNA binding; structural constituent of ribosome.